AUGACCCCACCUGAGGAAGACUAUCGCUUUAUUGUCAGAAUUCCACAGAGGGACGAAAUCUCAGAGAAUGCCUACCAGCAAAACCUUACAGCCUUCUUCCUGCGCAUGAACAAUGUACGGCUGGAUAACGAGGCCCGAGUUGCAGUUGCAGUGAAAGGCGAUUUAACCAAGAAGGAUCCGCUUAACCUCUUUCCCACCCCUGGCCCGGCGACCCCAAAUCCAUCAUCUUUGUCUUCCAUUGGCAGAUAUGUCAAGGAGUGGAAAGGUGGUGCCAAAUACAACAAGAUAUGCUGUAUUGGCAAGGGUGCCUUUGCUGUGGUGUACAAGAUGACCGCCAAGUUCGACGGCGUUCCAUAUGCAGCAAAAGAGCUUGAGAAAAGACGAUUUAUGAAGAACGGAAUUCUGGACCAGAAGGUAGACUCUGAGAUGAAAAUUAUGAGAAAGAUCAAGCACCCCAACGUCGUUCAAUAUAUUGAACAUAUUGAUUGGGAAGAUUAUCUAUACAUCAUCAUGGAAUAUGUUCCUGGCGGUGAUCUUGGCAGCUUGAUCAACGAGCGUGGACACUUGUCCGAAUCGAACGUCAAUACAAUGGCAGCCCAACUGCUCUCCGCUCUGAAGCAUUUGCACCAGAUUGGCAUCACGCAUCGAGAUAUUAAGCCCGACAACAUUCUCAUCUACAGCCGCGAUCCAUUCCAUGUCAAACUGACGGAUUUUGGUCUGUCAAAGAUGAUCGACAGUGAAGAGACGUUUCUCCGAACCUUCUGUGGAACUUUGCUUUAUUGUGCGCCAGAGGUGUACUCGGAGUAUCGGGAGUAUGAUCGCAAUGGAAAGAGAUCUCGAGUUGCUGACCGCAAAUCGCUUCCACCGCAACGGUAUGGCAAUGCUGUAGAUAUCUGGUCCUUGGCCGGAGUCCUGUUCUACUCUCUUUGCGGCUCCCCACCAUACCCAGUCAAGAACGGCACAAGCUACCAAGAGCUCUUGAAUCAAAUCAUGACUCAGGCUCUUGAUAUUCGUCCACUUCAGCGAGCCAAUAUUUCCGAAAAUGGUAUCCGCUUUGUCCGAAGCAUGCUCCACAUCCGCCCCGAAUACCGUGCAUCCAUCGAAGAGUUAGAGCACAGUUCUUGGCUGACAGGUGGUCCCGACAGUCUGGAAAUGUCGAUGGAAGAAGAUGAAGUCGACAUGAUUGGCGAUGGAUACAUAGACCCGGAUCUUGAGGAGGGUACUUCGCAAUUGAGCCUCAAUGCUGAUCGCCAGAUUAAUGAUAGUCAGGAGGAGAUUGGUAACGAAAGCGACCUCACAGAGAUGGAACCACUCGAGAUCCCUAAUAGCUUUGACUCGAGCGACGGCAAUCUGAACGAAAAUGGCGAAAACUACGGCUUUAUGCGAGGCAACAGCAAUCCUGGCGGUCGAUUAUUUGGUGAAGUAAAUAUUUCUGCUGUGGGAAGCUCUGGCGCGAUUCCUCUCGAUCAGUUGAACCUUCCUGUUCCAGCGACGAAUCACAGGGGCCUGCAUUCAGAUACCUCCGAGGAGUCGCGAUACACCACACAGAGCGAGCCAGCUCACGAAUAUUCGCGAACUCAUGGCGCAUCUCUACGAUCGAAUACCAUAGCUGGAAGCACAAUGCCGAAUAAUUUGCCCCCACCUUCUGCACCGCAUCUAUCUCCAAUUACUGCCAACAACCACGACGAGCGUUUUGCUAGAUCCUCGAGCCUUAUGGGCGCAGAGUCAUACCUCGGACACUUGAAUAUGCACUCUCCUUCCUCUGUUGUUUCGCCAGCUGCCUCGCCAGCCGCCUCCAGCCCUGGACCACAACCAGACGAAGUUCGAGAGACACGAGAGAAUGGCGUCAGCCUUCGAAGACCCCGCGAAGAUGACACCGAUGGCGAUGAAACCUGGCGACCAGCUGAUCUGCCUCCUAAGAGACAGCGUAGGUCAAAGCGAGAAAUCAACAUGCCUGUACCGCCCAGCAUUUUCUGGGACCCGAAAGACAAGUCAACUCACCAUAACAACUACCCUAGAAUGUCCUCUACGGAAUUUGCCCAUUAUCAAAAAUGGGCAGAGAGCAAAGGAGAGAAGUUCGUUCCAGGUCAAAAGACAUUCGAGAUGACUAUGGAGAGUUUCAGAAGCAGUCGAAGUCGAAGCUCCUCCCUUGAACCAGAAACUACUACUCGAGCCAAUUCGGAACCUACAAAGGAGGAGGGUCGACAUAUGCUGAUGAAGCGCGAUGAGAGACCCUUGGCAGAUAGUCUAAAGAAUCAAGCCAACAACGUCCUCGCAGCUGAUAAGAAUGCUUCCAAUACAAUCCGACAGCCGGUAGUCGGCAACGACUUCCAACCACCUAAGCGCAUUCUAGCUAAAAUCUUUGCUACCCCCGAUAGCGCCAUGCCAACCAUCGCUAUAAAUGUCACGGAUUCACUCACGAGCUGGGGUCGGGGCCCUUUAGCUACUGUCUGCUAUGCCAAUGGAAAUGACACUCGGAUCCCCAAAUAUGCUUUCAAGAUCCUUCUCUUCAAGCCUGGCUUCUAUGAUCAUGGUCGGUCUGGACUUGUUCAGACAUGGAGUGAGCAGGACCAAGAUAUGAGUUUCUACAUCUCGACCAAGUCAUCGCAGGGAAUUUGGGUCAACAACUUCCUUCUUCACUCUAACGAUCACUCGAAUCCCAUUACGAAGUCAAAGUACUGGGGCCAGCUACAGCAUGGCGACGUGAUUGAUCUCCUUCGCCAAGGCAAAAAGGUAAUUAGACUGAGAUUCGAGUGCCUUUGGGGCAAGUCAAAGCAACCAAGAAGCGAAGGUGAUGUCUUCAAACUUGUUCAGGAUGAAACUUUCUUAAAUGAGUUGGACGAAGUUGAUCUUGUACUGCAAAAAGAGAUCUUGGCAGAGCAAGACCGUCGCAGAGAAGAAGAGAAAAAGAUUCUGGCACUGGAGAAGAAGAAAGAAGAGUUGGCUCAGCAAGAACCCUCCAGAAAGUCUCCUAACUUCACGCAGUCCUUCAUGGGCGCGCCUCACACCGCCUGA
Messenger RNA from Hyaloscypha bicolor E, 3015 nucleotides. Its product is annotated as kinase-like protein. Gene Ontology annotation, biological process: peptidyl-serine phosphorylation; autophagy; protein autophosphorylation. Gene Ontology annotation, cellular component: cytoplasm; autophagosome. The coding region runs from base 1 to 3015 and encodes 1004 amino acids. Gene Ontology annotation, molecular function: protein serine/threonine kinase activity; ATP binding. The transcript has 3 exons. Lineage: Eukaryota; Fungi; Ascomycota; Leotiomycetes; Helotiales; Hyaloscyphaceae. The record is from RefSeq and is a predicted model, not a curated record.